Myzus persicae (green peach aphid) is the source of this 1445-nucleotide messenger RNA. RefSeq lists its product as uncharacterized. The record is from RefSeq and is a predicted model, not a curated record. The transcript has 7 exons. Bases 23 to 988 code for a protein of 321 amino acids. NCBI's taxonomy places the organism in Eukaryota, Metazoa, Arthropoda, Insecta, Hemiptera, Aphididae.
UGGAGAGGAGCUGCAUGAUUUGAUGCAAUAUUUUCAAAGGUAUUGGAUGGACACUGUAGGUCCACUAAGAUUUACAGUGUAUCGACUCCAAUACAGGACGAAUAAUUUUAUUGAGUCAUACCAUGCUUCUCUUCUGAGACUAAUGGGCCAACAUCCGUCUCUCUAUCAGUUUUAUGAACACCUGAGAACAUUAGAAGUACGUUCAAGGAAUGAUUUGGCCAGUGUAGUAAAUGGACAACAAGUUAGACAAAGGAGUUACAGAAUGCAUCCAAGAAAUAAUGCAAUUAUAAGCAAUGCAUGGGCUAAUGUUGAAAAUGAAACUUACAAUCUGCAAGAUUUCUUGAGAACGGUUUCAUAUACCAGUGAACAAAUCUUAAGAAACGAGAUUGGUGAACCGGAUUUUCAACCCAUGCUUGCUGUUCAAGGGUUAAAUGCUCCAGGUCCAUUACUACAGAGGCCCCCUCAACAGUUACUGUUUUUAAGACCGAUGCCAGUACCAGCAUUAAUACGACCGGCCGUACAACCAGCAGAGGCGGUACAACCACCGAUGGUUGUACAACCGGCGGUACAACCACCGAUGGUUGUACAACCGGCGGUACAACCAGCAGAGGCAGUACAACCACCGAUGGUUGAAGUACCUGCUAUACAAAAUGCAAGAAACCGAAGGGGUGUGCGUAGAAGAGGAAAUCGUGGUCAUCGUGUACAAGGCAACGGUAGAGGACGUUUGCACGAGAGAGUGGGAUGGGCAGAAUUUUUUGCAAAUAUUGAAGAAGAACUAGAACCACGUCUUCCCCCACCUGUGAUUCCCGCCAAUGAAAUGGUUUUAGAAGUAUGCAUAAUUUGUUUUGAAGAAAUAGUAACAGUCACUAUAGUGCCAUGUCGCCACACAUUCUGCAAUACUUGCAUUAGAAGAUUGAUAGAGGAAGGGUUUCCUACAUGUCCAUUAUGUAGAGGCAAUAUUGAAAUGUACGAGGGAUAUGUACAAUAACUAUUUGGUUUUAUUUAUUUUUUUUAUUGUUAAUUUGAGAUAUUUUUAAGUUAUUAGUUAUAUUAUUAAGUUAAUUUUAUUUUUGAAAGAAUUUAUGAAAAAUGUUAUUAUUUGUAUUGCAUUAUUCUCAUUAUAAUAAAUAUCUAUAUAAUAUAUAAAAAGCCGGCCAAGUGCGAGUCGGACUCGCGCACAAAGGGUUCCGUACCAUUACCUGUGGCAACGACUUACCCUAAAAAUGUAUGCCUCUCUGUCCACAUUACCAUGGCAAACAUUUAUAUAUUAUUUUGAGAUUUCCGAUGGAAUUUUUUGUAUAAAAAUGGUUGCCAUGGUAAUAUGUAAAACAUUGUUCAUAUAGAGUUGGCAUUUUUAAUGGGCAACGAAGUGUAACAGGAUCAGCUAGUAAUAUAUAAACUUUUAAUAAGAAUAAAUAGCAUUCACAAAUAUUGAACGAUCAUCU